AGGAAUUAUAUCCAUGAGCUGCGAAUCUCGGGACUGUUCACGUCUUGUUGACUCCCAUUAUUAUAUUACUCUGCGUUGAGCUGCGAGCUGGUGAAUUCUUUGUUGAGUUGCAGUUUAAUGGCUGAAGACUAUGUGAACUGAUCAGUUGGACUGGUUCUAAACUGAUUUACACACGUCCAUCCUUGUCUGUUCUCAUGUUGUCCUGUUGUCAAUUGUCAUGAUAAGAUAAGAGAUAAAAUGCACUUGUUGUGUAUGUAAUUAUUGUAAUAUUGAGUACAGAAAGUUAUCAAAGCGUCUUAAUUGCCUCUCAAAAGAACUGUUGUUGCAAGUGCGAUAAGGAUACAUGAAAUAUAAAGUAGCAAUAAAAUAAAGAUUUUUAUUAAGUUCGGGCUCUUCGUGUGCAACGAUCGUGAGAAUGUCGGUAUCCGUGCAGAAAAUCGUUGACCCAGUAGUUUUGGGAGAGGGUCCUCACUGGGAUGACAAGCAACAGGCUCUUUACUUUGUGGAUAUCAAUAUGAAGACUAUUAAUAAAUAUGUACCUACUACAGGAGAGCACACCAAAACUACAUUAGAUGGGCGUGUUGGUUUCAUAUUGCCUGUAGAUGGUACAGAUGACCAGUUUGUGGUGGGUGUGGAGAGGAAGUUCUUGGUGAUCCAAUGGGAUGGCAAAGAUGGGAGUACAGUCAAAGUUGUUAAGGAAUUGGGAGAAGUGGACCAAGAUGUACCAACAACCAGGAUAAAUGAUGGGAAAGCUGAUCCUAAAGGAAGAUUGUUUGCUGGUACUAUGGGCUGUGAGGAUCCUCCGGGCAAUUUCGACAUGGAGAAAGGUUCACUAUUCAGAGUGGAUAGACGAGGAAUUGUUAAGAUGUGUAGCGGGAUCAGUAUUUCCAAUGGUCUCGCUUGGGAUUUGAGAGAAAAAGCAAUGUAUUAUAAUGAUUCACUGGAGUCCAAGAUCCGAAGAUAUGAUUACGAUGUGGAUACCGGAGACAUUUCCAAUCUGAAAUAUGUCUUUGAUUUAAAAAAGAAUAAUAUUGAUGGUCUUGCUGAUGGCAUGACUAUAGAUACUGAUGGUAAUAUAUGGGUUGCCAUCUUCAAUGGGUCUUGUGUUCUUAAAAUUGACCCAAAAGCUGGUACUGUACUGCAAAGGGUACCAAUACCAGCUAAACAGGUUACCUCUGUGACCUUUGGAGGACCUAAUUUGGAUGUUCUGUUUGUUACAACUGCCAGUAUGUUUAUAACAGAGGAGCAGAAACCUCCUUGCGGUUCAACCUUUAUGGUGUUCGGCUUGGGUGUUAAAGGUCAUCCCAAUGUCAAUUUUAAACUGCCUUAAAUGCAUUUAAUUUUUAUUUUUUAAAGCACUAAAGACAUUUUCAAGGGAUGGGUUAAAGUUGUAACAUUUUUUUCACUAAAUUAAUUUAGGAAUUACUACUUUUGAGAAAAGCAAUAUCAAAGAUAACUUAUAAAGUUUUGGUAAAUUAUCUUUUAACUAAAAUUUAUUUUCACUUUGAAGUGAUAAAAUUUAUCUCAAUGUUUUGAACUAUGUUUAGGUUUAACGACCAAAGAAAUUUUAAAAGACUUAUUAGAAAAAAAUAUAAAAGACAUGUAAGGUGCUAAUAUUUAUUAAGUAUAAAGUUUUUAUAAUAGUUUUUAUCCUUAUAUCAAUAAAUGUAAGUAAAUUUGUUCAUAUUAAUCACUUAUUUACACUAAAUAUUUGUUUAUACCAUUUUUUAAAUAAAUAAAAUGUUUACUGGA
Messenger RNA from Papilio polytes (common Mormon), 1752 nucleotides. RefSeq names its product regucalcin-like. The transcript is spliced from 5 exons. Gene Ontology annotation, biological process: L-ascorbic acid biosynthetic process. The coding region runs from base 416 to 1330 and encodes 304 amino acids. Lineage: Eukaryota; Metazoa; Arthropoda; Insecta; Lepidoptera; Papilionidae. The record is from RefSeq and is a predicted model, not a curated record. Gene Ontology annotation, molecular function: calcium ion binding; gluconolactonase activity.